AAAGUGAUUUUUCAUUACCCUUUGACCAAACCAAACCCAAAAACACAAACAAACUCUCUUUCCUCUUUUUCUUUUCUUUAUAUCAAAACACAACACAACACAACCCCUCUCUCCCUCCUUUCUCUCUCUUUCUUCAUCUCAUAACACUUUUUUUUCUUCUUUUUCCAAACCUUUCUUUCUUUCAGGUUAAUGCAAAAAUGGCAGUUGAUUUCAUGGGCUAUAGAAAUGAAAAGAAAAACAACAACAAUUUCUCAUCUAAACUUGAAGAAUCAGCUGCUGUUAAAGAAGCAGCUGCUGGUUUAGAAAGUGUUGAAAAACUCAUCUUAUUACUAUCCCAAUCCCAAUCCAAAACACCCCAAUUUCACAACACUAUUAAAAAUCAUCAUUCUUCUUCUUCUUCUUCAAUGGAAAUUGGUAUGGAUUGUCAAGCUGUUGCUGACGUGGCAGUCUCCAAAUUCAGGCGAGUUAUUUCUCUUCUGGGUCGGACUCGAACCGGUCACGCCCGAUUCAGACGAGCUCCAUUGCCACCUCAGCAUAAUAACAAUAAUACUGAACCUUCUAGAGUUUAUUACGCUACUCCGAUUCAACAGAUCCCACCACCAGAUCAAAACGCUGUCGUUUUACCCAUUACUAAAAAGGAAAACACUUCUACAACAACAACAACUAUUAAUUUUUCUAAUACUACAACGACGUCGUUUUUGUCUUCUGUUACUGGCGAUUCCGAUACUAAAUCACAUCAUCAUCAUCAUCAUCAUCAUCACCAUAGCCAUAAUCAUAAUAAGCCUUCGUCUUCUUCGCCUGGUUUUCAGAUUACUAAUCUUUCUCAGAUCUCUUCAGUUGGAAAACCACCCAUUUCGACUUCUUCUCUUAAGAGAAAGUGUAGCUCUGAGAAUUUGGGUUCCGGUAAAUGUACCAGUGGUUCCUCCGGCCGAUGCCAUUGCUCCAAGAAAAGAAAACUAAGGUUGAAGAGAGUUGUGAGAGUUCCAGCUAUAAGUUUGAAAAUGGCGGAUAUUCCACCAGACGAUUACUCUUGGAGAAAGUACGGUCAAAAACCCAUUAAAGGAUCUCCACACCCAAGGGGAUAUUACAAGUGUAGCAGUGUACGAGGUUGUCCAGCUCGUAAACAUGUAGAGAGAGCUCUUGAUGAUCCAUCAAUGCUUGUUGUUACAUACGAAGGUGAACAUAAUCACUCACUUUCAGUUGCAGAAACCUCAAAUCUCAUCUUAGAAUCAUCUUAAAAAAAAAAAAAAAAAAAAGAAGAAGAACAAGAAGAAGAAGAGAGUAACGACGUCGUUUUACGACAAAGUCAUUGGGCGUUUCGAUUUUCAAGAAAGGAGGAAUCUUUGUUUUUAUUAGAGCAGUAUAGUAAAAAAAAAAAAGUAAAGUAAAAGUAGAGUACAACUCGAGCUGGUGACUCGGCCAGAACUCAGCUCUGUCUCGAAGGAGAAUUUUUUUUUUUUUUUUAAAUUAAUUAGUGGGUUAGUUUAAUUUUCACUGUACAAUAUUAUUAUUAUGGUAAUGGGAUUUGAUUCCUUUUUUAUUAUUAUUAUUUAAGAAAAAAGAUAUUAUUAUUAUUAUGAAAAAUGAAAGAAUUAGUCCAAUCUGAAAACACUAAGGUGGAUUUGGUAUUUUUAAGUAGAAAAAAAAGAAAAAGAAAGGUUUGAUUUUUUCGUAAUGGGAAAAUGGAUUGCUUUAUCUUUGGUUCU
This is a messenger RNA of Cannabis sativa, 1706 nucleotides long. Its product is annotated as probable WRKY transcription factor 15. The transcript has 3 exons. Gene Ontology annotation, biological process: regulation of DNA-templated transcription. Gene Ontology annotation, molecular function: sequence-specific DNA binding; DNA-binding transcription factor activity. The record is from RefSeq and is a predicted model, not a curated record. Lineage: Eukaryota; Viridiplantae; Streptophyta; Magnoliopsida; Rosales; Cannabaceae. The coding region runs from base 198 to 1238 and encodes 346 amino acids.